AACCUUUAAUGAUAUUGCACGUGACUGUUCUAAAAAUAGAAAUAUGGACCAUUAGUUACGUUGUGUAAAUGUUAAUUUUUUUAAAGGGGCGUUAACCUUUAAUGAUAUUGCACGUGACUGUUCUAAAAAUAGAAAUAUGGACCAUUAGUUACGUUGUGUAAAUGUUAAUUUUUUUAAAGGGGCGUUAACCUUUAAUGAUAUUGCACGUGACUGUUCUAAAAAUAGAAAUAUGGACCAUUAGUUACGUUGUGUAAAUGUUAAUUUUUUUUUAAAGGGGCGUUAACCUUUAAUGAUAUUGCACGUGACUGUUCUAAAAAUAGAAAUAUGGACCACUAGUUACGUUGUGUAAAUGUUAAUUCUUUUCUUUUAAAGUGGCUUUAUGGAAGACAACGGCUGGCUGCAAAAUUCAACCUACGACGGGGACUGCGUGAGUUUGGUCUACACCUGUAACCCAAAUAUUCUAGGAGAGAUCGGUUGCACUGCCACCUACCUCAAUAGAUUCACCGCCUGCACAGAAAGCCUCAACUUUGUUUGCAUCUUUCGUGGAAUUCAAGGUGACUUCCCGGUCUACCCUACAGCCAGAGAGGGUGUGGUUGUUCUAAGUAACGACUACAUCCUGACGGAGUUUUACAUUUCUAACAAAGUGUCCAAUGUAAACGGAAGUGACGACACCUGCCUUGCUAAGCUGUCAGGCGGGAAAACCUUCAGUCUGUCAACAAGCGGUCAGAUAGCCCUGCUCAACAAGUAUGUGGGGACUACAGCGUUCUCUGACUACACUGAACAACAGGUCUCCUUCAGCGGUGAUCUGGAGUCCUUGCUGUUCUGGGUGGACGGUCUCAAAGACAAGUGUGUGGCCGCCCGAUUUGUGGACAAACAAGGGGCAUACACAGUGACCUUCACCUCCUGGCCAUGUGACCAAGACUUACUUGUCCUGUGCCAAGUCGCAAAAAUUCUACCAGAAACGCCAGUCCCAAGAUUAAAGUUUGACAGUCCUCGGUCUAACAUUAUUAAAGUGGACAAUGAAAUCCAAAUGCCGUCAAGCUAUUACCUCAACAUCAACCCAGUCAGACAAACAACACCCGCAGUGAGGUUGUACUGUGUUACUGCUCCACUGCAGCCUCCUUUCCAGACUGUUGUUAUAUAUGCCAAUCAAAUACCUGUUCAAACCUCAUCUGGUGUUAAUCAGACUCUACAUGAGAUUCAGCUGUAUCGCAAUAAUGGAGAUGUAUAUCCCACUGACCAAGGAAAUAUUUACUACCGCUGUGAGAUCAAUGAUGCUAAUGAUAACAGGGUGUUAAAGUCAAAUAGUGUUUUUAUUCGUCUGAUUGAUCAGGAGAUAUACGCUGUCCACAUACCACUAAACAAGACGUAUGAUUACACAACUCGCGUGGCAUGGAUGCUGCACAAAGCCACUUUAAUUGACAACUGGUUUACAAGUGACGCUUACUAUGGGUUCAAUGAAAAUAUAAGGCUAAACCUGAAUGAAAUAACUACAAGUUUACAAAGAAUAACAACUGCAACAGGCUUUACACCAGUACCUAAACUGUUUAUAGCUGAUAAUGAAAAUCCUACUUUCAUUUUCUAUGUAAAAAGGACAAUACCAAAUAACUUUACAAUAAAUAACUUAUCAAAAGCAAACUAUGAUAAGACUGUGAAUGCAUUAGAGUCUUCUAUUAAAAUGCUCAAGGGAAAUCUAAGUUACUUUGAUGUGGGCUCAGUUCAAGUGUUCAGCAUUGACUGGUGCUGGAACACCUCAAUUCAAGCUGAUGCCGUUGGUUUAAAUGUCACACUGCCUCGGUCCAGGAUUGGCACUGUCUGGUCAAGUGCCCAGCUCUGUGCCCAAGAUGGACAGCCUAUCCUAACAGUGAGGUGUAAUGGAAAUAAAAAAGUUGGAUUGUCUUGGAGUAAAAUCAGAGUUAACCCCCUUUGUGACUACUCAAGGGUUUUACAAAACAAGACUAAUAUUACCCACAUUUUGGAAACUGUCUCACAGCAAAACAUUACAUCUAUCAAUGUUACAACUAUCAUUGAUGCUGUGAAAAACUUGACGAGUGUACUUAAAAAUGGCACAACAACUUCCAUUGACAUCGUGUAUCUAGCUGACAUCUUACAGAAGAGCACACAGGUAGCUAAUCUAUCAUCAGACACAGUGCAAGGCAUUAUGGACAUGGUAUCCAAUUUGAAACGUUUUUCCAGAAAUCUACUGCAAGAAUCAAACCAGAUAGGCAAUGCCACAAAUAGAUUACUCAAAAGCAUGGACCACCUUGGAAAACAAAUUGCCUCACAAACUGAAGGUGGUCUUCAUCAUCAGAGAUUGAUAUCUGGGGGAUUAGGUUUAGAUGUUUGGGACUUUGCAAAUGCUAAAAAUUUGACAACCAUUAUUGGUUUAAAGGUCCUGUCUGGAGGUGAAACAGCUGUUUUAUCAGCAGGUGAGCUCAUCUCUUUGUUCACUAAAGAGAACCUACACUACAACGCAGCGGAAGUGGCUAUAAUAUUGCCAAGAGAGUUCAUUGAGCAAUUUCAAGCCAAUGGCUCAUCACUAAGACUGUCAAUGAAUGUGUAUAAAGACACAACGCUUUUUACAAGCAUCCAAGACAACAACAACAGAACACUUAACAGUAAAGUUAUAGCAGCACAGAUUCUGUUGGACAGCCAACAAAUUUCUGACCUGAGCCCAUACAAUGUGACCACUGUAUUUUUACCCUCUCAACAACUGCCACCAAAAGCUAGGACCAAUCUGACCACCUGUGUGUACUGGUCAUUCACUGAGAACUCUGGUGCAGGGGGUUGGAGCAGUGACGGAUGUAUGUACCAGCAGACAAUAGAGGGCAGGGACAUAUGUGUGUGUGACCACCUCACCAACUUUGCUGUUCUCUUGAGCUUCAAUGAUCAAGAGAGCAUGGACCAAGAGAAUCAGCUGGCACUAAGUAUCAUCUCCAUUAUUGGGCUCAGUCUGUCCAUCAUUGGGCUUUCGUUAUCCAUUCUUUCAUUCCUGCUUAUAAAGUAA
Molecule: messenger RNA, 3007 nt
Organism: Physella acuta
Lineage: Eukaryota; Metazoa; Mollusca; Gastropoda; Physidae
Source: RefSeq, a predicted model, not a curated record